Molecule: messenger RNA, 2259 nt
Organism: Drosophila obscura
Lineage: Eukaryota; Metazoa; Arthropoda; Insecta; Diptera; Drosophilidae
Product: U3 small nucleolar ribonucleoprotein protein MPP10
Exons: 3
Coding region: 78-2108 (676 amino acids)
Biological process (GO): rRNA processing
Cellular component (GO): sno(s)RNA-containing ribonucleoprotein complex; Mpp10 complex; nucleus
Source: RefSeq, a predicted model, not a curated record
GAUACUUGCCAGUUUUGUUUUGGAACUGUUGCACUUUUUACAAUUUUCGAAAUUAAAUAUAUAAAAACACGCCCAAUAUGAUUGGAACCAAGAAAAAAACCAAAAAGGCGAAUGUGUUCAAGGAAAUAGCGGACAACUUCGAGCUGCUGACCAAGAAUCCAGAGCGUUUUCUCAAGCCACAGCCGGAGAAGAUUGCUGCCAUCGAGCAGCUCAUACAGCAAACCUACAGCGUAAGCAUUAGCGGAGAUGUGGAGAAUAAAAAGGACUUGCUGCCCGAGCUGGUGCUGGAGCAGAUGGACGAGGAACAGAUCUGGCAGCAGCUGGAAAUGCGCAACGAACUGGUGUUCCCGCAACUGCUGGAGAAGACUGCCAAGCUGAUGGCCAUGAAGGAGAAGCACUUGGGCAUCGAGUUGGACGAAGACGACGACGAUGAGGAUGAGGAUGAGGGCGAAGCGCAUCCAGCGGCGUCAUCUGAUGAGGAGGCGCCUGCUCAGGAAGCUCCAGACUCAGAUUUUGAUGUUUCUGGCAGCGAUGCCGAGGACCUGCCCACGAAAUCCAAACCCAAAUCAGUCAAAACAAAGAAAAGCGGAAAGCGGAUCCGAAACUCUGUGGUGGAUGACACAUUCUUCAAGCUGGACGAGAUGAAGGAGUUUCUGGAACAGGAAGACGCCAAGGAGAUGCGAAAGCAAAAAUCUAAGCAGCGCGUCGAAGAGGACGCGGAUGCCAUCGACUACUAUGCAGAUGAUUUUGGUGUGGGCGAGGAAGAAGAUGAGGAUGAUGUCAAUGUGAAUUAUGCGGACUUUUUCGAAGUAGACGAGGAACUGGAGCGGGAGGCGCAAAAGUUAAACAAAAAGAACAAAGGCAAGCAGAGGGAUUACUUCAAUGAAAACGAAGAUGAGGCAGAGGAGGAAUCAGAGGAUGGGACUGUAGAUGAUAUUGAAGAUGAAGGAGAGCAUGAGGAUGCCGCUGAAGCAAAUGAAGACCCAGAGAAUGCUCCCAGUGAAAUCGAUGAAUCCGAAUUCGUGGCUAAAAGUGGCAUAGAACCCGCCAGUGAUUCUGACUCUGGCUCCGACAAGGCAGAUAAUGAUGAUGACCAAGAAGAGGCCACACCAGCCGUCCAGUCAUCAAAUGAGCUGCGUGAGGCUCGUCUGUUCCAGCGUAUACGCGACUAUGAGGACAUUGUGCUCGGCGAGAAGCCCUGGCAGUUGAAGGGUGAGGUCCAAGCGGCCAAUCGUCCACAGAACUCACUGCUCGAGGAGAUUCUAGACUUUGAAUCCACCACACGACCCACGGCACCUCUGACAGAAGAAGAUAAUCGCUCCAUCGAGGAUAUCAUACUGCAGCGUAUUCGCGACAAGGCCUGGGAUGAUGUGGUCCGCACCGUGCGUGUGGAUAACACGCCGCAGGAGUACCGUAAACAGCUGGUGCUCGACCAGGAGAAGUCCAAGCAAUCCCUGGCCCAAAUCUACGAGAAGCAAUAUCAACAGGAGCUGGAGAAACUCGAUCCCAACAAGGAUGCCGACGAAAAUGCCGGACCGGAGCCCAAGGAGCAUCAGGAGAUCAAGCGAAUGAUGCGCACGCUGUUCCUCAAGCUCGAUGCCCUCUCCAACUUCCAUUUUACACCAAAACCAGUGGCGCCCGAGGUAAGGAUUGUCACCAACACGCCGGCGGUGCACAUGGAAGAGGUUGCGCCCGUCGCCGUCAGCGAUGCCAAGCUGCUGGCCCCCGAAGAGGUAUUCCGCGGACCCAAGCACGCCCCUCUGGGCAAGACGGAGCGCACACGCACCGACAAGAAUCGCGAGCGCCGCAAGAAGAAGCAAAAGCAGCGGGCCAUCAAUGCAGUGCUCGAAACGCGCGACCUGCAGCGCGCCAAGGAGGGAAAGGCGCCCACGAAACGCGAGGCGGAUGCCAAGCUCCUAAAGACCAUCACCAAGAGUCGCAAUGUACAAAAGAUAACCGCCAGCACCAGCGAUCAGAGCGCUCUCAAAUCCUCCAAGGCAUUCUUCAACAAGCUGCAGGACACGACAGCCUCGGCGGCAAGCGGCGCUGGGAGCAAACGUGCCAAAAAGGAUCCGGCCAAAGCGAAUGCCAAAAAACUCAAGCUCUAAUUUUGUACAUUUUAAGACUUUUUCUUUUCCAAUUGUCAAUGGCAUUUGCCUGUGACGUCAGCGGGCAAACCAUGUCCUCCAGUCACGUGCCAGCAAAUGCCCAAUUCACACACCACGCACGCCCACAUGCUCACCACCCCCCCUCCCAGGG